AUGGCGUCUCUUAGACCUACCCCUAUCAGCCCUCUGAUGGUGUCUCUUAGACCUACCCCUAUCAGCCCUCUGAUGGCGUCUCUUAGACCUACCCCUAUCAGCCCUCUGAUGGUGUCUCUUAGACCUACCUCUAUCAGCCCUCUGAUGGUGUCUCUUAGACCUACCCCUAUCAGCCCUCUGAUGGCGUCUCUUAGACCUACCCCUAUCAGCCCUCUGAUGGCGUCUCUUAGACCUACCCCUAUCAGCCCUCUGAUGGCGUCUCUUAGACCUACCUCUAUCAGCCCUCUGAUGGCGUCUCUUAGACCACCUCUAUCAGCCCUCUGA
Molecule: messenger RNA, 324 nt
Organism: Coregonus sp. 'balchen'
Lineage: Eukaryota; Metazoa; Chordata; Actinopteri; Salmoniformes; Salmonidae
Source: the annotation of a GenBank genome assembly